Molecule: messenger RNA, 5462 nt
Organism: Nerophis ophidion (straightnose pipefish)
Lineage: Eukaryota; Metazoa; Chordata; Actinopteri; Syngnathiformes; Syngnathidae
Gene: abcc3
Product: ATP-binding cassette, sub-family C (CFTR/MRP), member 3
Exons: 31
Coding region: 247-4881 (1544 amino acids)
Biological process (GO): transmembrane transport
Cellular component (GO): membrane
Molecular function (GO): ABC-type transporter activity; ATP hydrolysis activity; ATP binding
Source: RefSeq, a predicted model, not a curated record
UUUCACACAUUUUUGUGCGGAUGACCGACCUGCCUGCUUCGCCUCUCUGCGGAGCGGAAAGGGGCGCCGUGUUUCCGGGAGCACGCGUCGGUCCACCAAACCCAGGCGACUCAGCACUCCUUUUCUGGCAUGUGACUGUCAACGAAGGCAAAGGAAUAGGAUUUGAAACACGGUAGUCUGUCAAAAACAGCAGGAGGGAAAGAGUUCUCCGGUUUUCACCGCUCUCUACUGCCGAGGCGGUCAGAGAUGGAGCGGCUGUGCGGACCAGAGCUCCCUUUCUGGGUGGCCAAUCAGACGCUCCACACAGAUCAGCCUGACCUCCCCAUUUGUUUCCAGCUCACCCUCCUGGCAUGGUUGCCGUGCAGCUACUUAUGGGCUGUUUCCCCCAUCUACCUCUUCUACCUUAAAAAGAACAACAAAGGCUACAUCAUGAUGUCCAUCAUGAACCGAUUUAAAACGGUUUUUGGCUUGUUGUUAUGGAUUGUAUGCUGGACAGAUCUGUUCUACACAUUCCACGAAAUGCAGCAGGAAACCACUCAGCCGCCAAUUUUCUUUGUCACCCCCUUGGUCCUGGGGAUGACCAUGCUGCUGGCCACAUUUUUGAUCCAGUUUGAGAGGUUACGUGGGGUUCAGUCCUCUGGGGUCCUCUUCAUCUUCUGGUUCCUGUCUGUGCUGUGUGCCAUUGUGACUUUCCGCUCCAAGAUCCUGCAAGCAUACAGUCAGGUGGAAGUCACAGACAAGCUGCGGUUUGCCACAUUCUACUUGUACUUUGGCUUGGUGGUCUUGGAACUGAUCCUCUGCUGCUUUAAUGAGAAACCUCCCCUUUUCUCCAAUGUUGACACGGACCCGAAUGUCUGCCCUGAAUCCACAGCUGGUUUUCUAUCCACCAUGACAUUUUGGUGGUUCACAAGUUUGGCCAUUAAAGGAUAUAAGAUUCCCUUGGAAGCCAAGGACCUCUGGUCGCUGAACCAGCGUGACAGCUCUAAAGCAAUGGUGCCCAAACUCCUGAAAGAGUGGGAUAAAGAGCAAGCCAAAUCAAAGAGUGAACAGAACCAAUCCAAUCAGGUGUUGUACUCUAAGCCUCCACCAUCCAACGCCAACCACAUAGAAAAUGAAAGUGGAACAAUCCCAGAAGAAGUGGAAGUGCUGCUGUCCAGUCAGAAAGCUGUACCCCGCCAGCCAUCCUUUCUUGGUGCCCUUAUCAAAGCCUUUGGGCCAUAUUUCCUGAUUGGCUCAGCUUUCAAGCUCCUGCAGGAUGUCAUCACCUUUGUUAACCCUCAACUGCUCAGAAUGUUGAUCUCCUUCACAAAGCAAAAGGAUGCCCCUGACUGGUGGGGUUACUCGCUGGCCUUCCUCAUGUUCUUCACUGCUUUCCUGCAGACGCUCAUCCUACACCAGCACUUUCAGUACUGCUUUGUCACUGGCAUGAAUGUACGCACAGCUCUCAUUGGAGCUAUAUACAGGAAGGCGUUGGUGAUAACUAAUGCUGCCAAACGCUCAUCUACGGUGGGAGAGGUGGUGAACCUGAUGUCUGUAGAUGCUCAGAGGUUCAUGGACCUCACCACCUUCCUCAACAUGCUCUGGUCGGCUCCUCUUCAGAUUAUGCUGGCACUAUAUUUCCUCUGGCAGAAUCUUGGCCCUUCCGUUUUGGCUGGAGUGGCUGUCAUGAUCCUACUGAUUCCAUUCAAUGCUGUAAUCGCCAUGAAGACACGCUCCUAUCAGAUGGAGCAGAUGCAGCACAAGGAUGCUCGUAUUAAGCUCAUGAACGAGAUCCUGAAUGGCAUCAAGGUACUGAAGCUGUAUGCCUGGGAGAACUCCUUCAAAGAAAAGGUUUUGGCCAUCCGCCAGAAGGAGCUCAAUGUACUAAGGAAGACGGCAUAUUUGGGAGCAAUGUCUACCAUGGCUUGGACUAGUGCGCCUUUUCUGGUUGCCUUGACAACAUUUGCCGUGUAUGUUAAAGUAGAUGAGAACAACAUCCUGGAUGCGGAGAAGGCCUUUGUUUCGCUUUCACUUUUCAACAUCCUCCGUUUCCCUCUGAACAUGCUUCCCCAAGUUAUAAGUAGCCUCGUACAGACAAGCGUGUCACUGAAGCGAAUCCAACAUUUCCUGAGUCAUGAUGAACUGGAUCCAAAUUCAGUGGACAGAAAGAUCACAGCAACAGAGUUUUCAGUUACGGUCGUCAAUGGGAAAUUUACCUGGGCUAAAGAGGAUUCUCCUGUUUUGCACAACAUUAAUGUGAUGGUUCCCCACGGCUCCUUGCUGGCUGUGGUGGGUCACGUCGGCUGUGGGAAAUCCUCCCUAAUAUCUGCCCUGCUGGGUGAAAUGGAGAAACUGGAAGGAGAGGUUUCUAUUCGGGGAUCAGUGGCGUACGUUCCUCAGCAGGCCUGGAUACAGAACGCCACUUUGCGCGAUAACAUCCUGUUUGGGAGACCAUACAAGGAGCAGAAGUACUGCUGCGUUCUGGAGGCCUGUGCUUUAACCCCUGACCUGGAGGUUUUGCCAGGAGGAGACAUGACUGAAAUAGGAGAGAAGGGAAUCAACCUCUCUGGAGGCCAGAGACAGAGGGUCAGUCUGGCUCGAGCUCUUUACAGCGAUGCAGAUGUCUACCUACUGGAUGACCCGCUGUCUGCUGUAGACGCCAACGUGUCCAAACAUAUAUUUGACAACCUCAUUGGUCCAGAGGGGGCUCUGCAGGGCAAGACGCGUAUUCUGGUGACACAUGGCAUCAGCUACUUGCCCCAGGUUGACAAUAUAUUGGUGAUGGUGGACGGCAGAGUGUCGGAGAUGGGCUCCCAUCAAGAGCUGCUCAAGCAGAAUGGAGCCUUUGCUGAGUUUCUCAGGAACUACACUCUGGAGGAUACUAUAGAGGAGGAUGAAGCCAUAGAGGAAAUAAUUGACAGCGAAGAUUUGUUCCCCGAUGACGCCCUUAGUAACCACAUAGACAUGGUGGACACUGAGCCAGGAAUCAAUGAAGCAAAGAGAAAAUUUAUAAGGCAAAUCAGCAUAAUUUCAGCCGAUGGUGAGACCUCCAAAUCCCGGUCGCUGAGGAGGCAUGGCUGUAGCCAAAGGAAACUCCCAGAGCCACAAGAAAAGAAGAAAUCACACAACUUAGAGAAACUCAUCCAGGCCGAGACUGCUGAAACAGGCAGGGUGAAAGUAAAGGUCUACCUGGAAUACGCCAAGGCGGUGGGGCUGGUAUUGUCCGUGCUGAUUUGCUGUCUAUAUGGCUGCCAGAGUGCAGCCUCCAUUGGGGCAAACAUUUGGCUCAGUGAGUGGACCAAUGACGUCAUGCAAAAUCAAACUCAGGAAAACAUUAAUAUGAGAGUUGGGGUGUAUGCAGCACUGGGGCUCACACAAGGUUUGCUGUUGUUGGUUAACUCCCUGUUGUCCCAGGCCUACAGUAUGCUAAGGGCAGCCAAGAUCAUACACCACAACCUGCUUCAAAGGGUCCUGCGAGCGCCCCAGGCCUUCUUCGAGAGCACCCCCAUUGGGCGGUUAUUAAACCGCUUCAGCAAAGAUGUGGAUGCCAUAGACUCCCUCCUUCCACAACAAAUUGACAUAUGGAUGUGCACUUUCUGGUACACACUGAAUGUGCUGCUCAUAUGCUCUGCCCUCACCCCCAUGUUCCUCAUAGUCCUAGCCCCGUUAAAGGUGUUCUAUUGGUGGGUUCAGAGAUUUUAUGUUGCCUCAUCUCGGCAGCUAAAGCGUCUGGAGUCUGUAAGCCGCUCGCCCAUUUAUUCCCAUUUCUCUGAAACCAUCACUGGUUCGAGUGUUAUCCGAGCUUUUGGUAGAUGCUCUGCCUUCGUGUUGAUGAAUGAUAUGAAAGUGGAUGAGAACCAAAAGAGUUACUAUCCGGGUGUAGUAUCAAACAGAUGGCUCGGCGUUCGCAUUGAGUUCAUCGGGAACUGCAUCGUUCUGUUUGCUGCUCUGUUUGCUGUCACUGGAAAGGACAAUCUAAACCCAGGCCUUGUGGGUCUAUCGGUGUCCUAUGCUUUACAGGUAACCAUGUCUCUAAACUGGAUGGUGCGGAUGACUUCUGAUCUGGAAAACAACAUUGUAGCAGUGGAGAGAGUAAAGGAGUACUCUGAGACCCAAACUGAGGCAGCCUGGGAGAUUGAGGACAAGAAGCCCCAUGCUGAUUGGCCCAUUAAGGGGAAUGUAGAAUUCCAUGACUACAGCGUUCGAUACAGGGAAGGACUUGAUUUGGUCUUGAAAAACUUGACGCUGAAUGUCAAAGGAGGAGAAAAAAUUGGUAUUGUAGGUCGCACAGGAGCAGGCAAGUCAUCCAUGACACUCUGCCUUUUCCGUUUGCUGGAAGCUGCUGAAGGAGAAAUCACAAUUGAUGGUAUUAAGAUAUCUGAGAUAGGCCUGCAUGACUUGAGGUCCAAACUUACGAUCAUUCCACAGGAGCCUGUCCUGUUCUCUGGAUCACUGAGAAUGAACCUUGACCCCUUUGAAAAGUACAGUGAUGAAGAAGUGUGGAAAGCUUUGGAAUAUUCCCAUUUGCAUAAGUUUGUGAGCAGCCUGCCAGCAAAAUUAGAGAUGGAGUGUUCUGAGGGAGGAGAUAACCUCAGUGUGGGCCAGAGACAGCUGGUGUGUUUGGCUCGUGCGCUCCUGAGGAAGACGAGAAUCCUCAUUCUGGAUGAAGCUACCGCUGCUAUCGACUUGGAAACGGACGAUCUUAUCCAGUCCACCAUAAGGACUCAGUUUGAAGACUGCACAGUCUUUACCAUCGCACACAGACUCAACACAAUUAUGGAUUAUACAAGAGUGCUGGUACUGGACAAAGGGCAAAUUGCAGAGUUCGAUACCCCUUCAAGUCUCAUAUCUCAGCGAGGACUCUUUUACCACAUGGCAAAAGACGCUGGGCUGGUGCAGUAGAGCUGCUCUUAAAACGGGAUAUAACGAUUUCACAGCACUUAACUGCUUCAUUUGAAUGGAACUCAAAGUCAAGCCUGAGCUCCAUUGUAGGAAAUAAAUAGCAGUCCUUUACUCCUUUUGCACUGAGAGUAAAGUCCUGUGUGGUAAGAAUAUCAGUCAUAAAUAUGGAAAACAAGCUUAACUCAUCCAAGUCUGAUCCUAAAGUGCCUUCUGCCAGCAGGAAGAAGAAAGCCAGUGAAUGUAUCUUUUUUUUUUUCUAGUCUGCUGGCUCUGCUGUAAAAACAAAUAUUCAGUGUCACAACAAACGGAGCAUUAGGAAGCGUUUUUUUGUAUCUUUUUUCUUGGUUUUUCUACUAGUGAAGAUGCUGUGUCAUUGUACUGUCUGCAAAAAAAAUGUUUAUGAUGAACCCACUUGUUUUUGUACCGCAUUAUUUAAGCUUGUUUUUUUAAUGCGCCUUGGGAAGUUUAUUCAGUUAAGUAUGUGAUUCUUCUGUGAACCAAAUCUAUUAAACAAGACUUGAAAUCUGUACCACCAAAAUAUGAAAUAUGAUAAUGCUUUUAUAAACAAAACAAUACACUAA